Saccharomyces paradoxus is the source of this 2031-nucleotide messenger RNA. RefSeq names its product putative ubiquitin-protein ligase ASI3 (gene ASI3). The transcript has a single exon. The record is from RefSeq and is a predicted model, not a curated record. Gene Ontology annotation, molecular function: ubiquitin protein ligase activity. Lineage: Eukaryota; Fungi; Ascomycota; Saccharomycetes; Saccharomycetales; Saccharomycetaceae. The coding region runs from base 1 to 2031 and encodes 676 amino acids. Gene Ontology annotation, biological process: protein ubiquitination; ubiquitin-dependent protein catabolic process.
AUGGUCACAAGUAUAUUACAGCAAGUCAAGCGAUUGCUUCAUAACAAAGAUGUAUUUGGCGUCUUUCGCAGUAAAAGUGGAAAUUUCAGUAACCUGGAUAGCACAACCCCAAAACUGGAGGUUUAUGCUAGUCCGAACUCUACCGUAGUUCCAGCCCCAACUUUGGAUUCUUUUGAGACGAUGUUGGAGAGAGGUAACUUCACCACUCUGGGACUAGCUAAGGCAGGGAUUAGAAUGUUCUUUUCCUAUUCGGUAAGUAAAUAUGCUGUUCUUUGUUUUAGUACCGCCAUCAUUUUGAAUAGGCUAACUGUAAUGUCGUCAUUGAGGUCAAAUUCUACAAGUAUUCGUUUACCUCUUUGGUCAAAAACUUUGCUUCAUUUGGUGGCCGCUCUGUCACUGAUUAACGCUCUUUUACAAAUUUUGAACCAAUUUGGAUUCAAGCAUAAUUUGCACGUGAAUGAUAUGAAUGCUUAUGCCUUAAGCAUUUAUUUAUUUAUAGCUCUCUCAGACUGCAUUGAAAUUUUUGUUUCUUCAACAACGAAUGCUCCUUCAUUAAUGUGCUCUGAUUUUUCCAUAUGGGGUUUGUCAUUGAAUCUUUAUAUCAUAUCCAAAGUGCCCGCGGGACAACAGCAUAUAGGUGAUAAUGUUGAACUAUUAGGAGCAGUUUUUCACAGGCUAGCAAUCCAUUUGGUAGAACUAUUUCACAUAAGAGCCUAUAGAUUAUGCGCGGAGGUUAUAUUGAACGUGGGUUUUUUCACAACAUUCAUCGCUAGAGCCUAUCUGAACGGAUUAGAUUUUAUUAAUAUCUGUAUCAUUCAUAACUACUUCCCUGGCUUUUUCUAUAUUUCUAUUAUUUUGGUGGCUUCCAUAUACAUUUCCUUGAAAGCUCUAUUUACCGGUAAUCCGUUCCAAUCACUAUAUUCAAGAUAUAAAAUUUUGACAAAAUGGUGGAGAUCAAACAACUACAGUGGAGAAGAGGAAUUCAAUGAAAUAGCUCUUUCAUUGUGCCUACUUUUGGUAUCGAAUGAUUAUAAAGUUCCUAAAAAAACAGAUAAUAUAAAAUCCGUUGAUGAAAUUGCUGCUUUCAAUAAUAGUUAUAUGGUUAGUGGACAUUUAAACCAAUUACAGUCGACACCAGAGGACCUGUUAUCUCAUAAGGAAAUAAAUACCGAUUCGCAGUUACCAGGUUUUAUUAACACGUAUUUAGGUCUUUUUGAAUUAAUAAGUACCAUAAUUUUGAAGUAUUCUAGACUCCUAAAAAAUCUUCUGUGGAGUAAAGAUUUGGAGAACGAUAUAGAUCAAAAACCGAAAGUGAAAAAGCGUAACAAGAGGGAUUUGAAUAGAUAUGUUACAGAAAAAAACUAUAAAAAGUUCUUAUAUAAACCGGACGUCAAAGAGCUUGAUUCCGAGAGUGAUCUCAGACGCCAGGAGUUACUGCUUCCUGAAGAUGAUUCAUCAAAAGACUACUUUCCUCCGAGGAAAAUCGAUGACAGCGUUUCAGAUGAAGAGUUUGAUGAUGAUAGGGAAAAUCAACUGAUUAUGGAAGAAGAAAAAGAGUUAACACAUUUAUCAAGCAACGCUGUUGAUUCCGAUGAUUUGAAGGAAAUAGCCUGGAACGUUUCCAUGUGGUCGAUUUUAAACUAUGAAAUGGAUGAUCACAAUAAGGUUGAGGGACCGUUAACCAGAUCACAGUAUGGCAAAAAAAACCCAGAAGGUGUGCUAGUCGAUGUUGUUAUUGAACGCCUUCUACAUCAUACAAAUUUCAGAUAUAUGUACAAACGUUUGGAUAUGAAGGACAAUGACGAAUUAGAGUUCAAGUUCGAUUUUCCUCUUGAUGGCUGCGAUGAAGUCGAAAAUAUAGAUCUUUCCUGCCUAAUCUGCAAAGUUAAUAAAAGAAAUAUUGUAACUUGGCCUUGUAGAUGCCUUGCGCUAUGUGAUGAUUGCAGGAUAUCACUGGGUUAUAAAGGAUUUGCUACAUGCGUCAGCUGUGAUAAUGAGGUGAAGGGUUACAGUAAGUUGAAUAUAGUCUAA